AACGGCGACCACCGCUGCGUAAACUACGGUGGAGAGAGGGCCUUGUCUAGACUACGAGAAAACGGGAGCCUGAUUCGACGACAAAAAACCUGUGUCUUAAUGAGACGAUGACUGUGGAUGCCUAGGAUGUCGUUGGAUCGACCCUGAAGGGUAGGACAAGAAAGGUGCAUCACAUCACAGUCUACAGAUGAGUGUCUCCAUACGACAGGCGACCGCAUAACCUUCCCUUUUUUUUCUGUUUUUGAGGCGAGACCUGGUAAAACGAUGAGGGAUCUCUUUUUCGUCUAACAGUCGGACUUCGGGGAGCGGUACGCUGGUAUUGUCAGGUCGUUGGGACGCUUGCCUUUAACGAACAAUAUUUUGGGGUUAAUUUCACUCUUGGGCGUCUGAGCAUUCAAAUGCGCUUUCAGUUAUGGACACUCCGCCGGAAGGAAUCCAUCAUCUUCGAAAGGAUGAAGCUGCGGCUUCACCUUCUUCAAGUCGCCACAUCUCGUUGUCUUCAGCAAGCGACUUUGACCAGUCUGACACACUGUUGACAGACGCCGAAUUGGCAAGUGAACUAUCGGUCGUCACUCGCGCUUUGAGGAAGCCCUCUAAUGGGAGUUACUGCUGCAAAGAUUUCAGCGGUUACCUGGUCUUCAUCCCAAAAGACACCAUAGGCUCCUUUGUCGACACAUCCAGCACUUUCGGCAGCAAAAGCCCCUCCACGCCAGGUGGCGGGCCCUCCAGUUGCUUUAGCUCAAGGCGCCCAUCUGCCGAUGUUUCACUGGGUGGUGACAAGUCAAGACGUUGGAGCGAGCGAACGCGAGAAGGCGCACACCUUUUCAGCAGUGGUGAUCGAGGCAAUGUUGAAAAGGCAGGUGUUGUGUUCCAGCCGGGGGAAGCGCUAUUUUCUAUGGAGAGCUACAUUCCAUGCCUCUUUUACAGAUGGCCGUCUUCGACCAAACUUCUGAUACAUGUACACAGCUUCGAUGAAGACUUAGGAGCGGUCGCUUCCAUGCUAAAAGCUUUGCACAGGCGUCUUCGCCUGAAUGUUCUGGCAAUGGAGUUCCCAGGUUACGGCAUCAUGUCUUCGCAAGACAGUUUUGUGCCGUCUCCCUCCGAGCACAUGAAAGAGCAAGCUGACCGAGGCAAUUCAUUCUCUCUUCUAUCGGCUUUCCUUUCAACCUCCGACAUGGACCCCAGUGGUGCCGCACCAGAUGAGGCCGGACACCGAAAGGUGUGCAGGGAAUCAUUGGCUUCACAGGUUUUUGGCGCACCGGGGGGUGGAGACAAGCGUCUUGCCACAGAAGAAGCACAGUUGGUGCGGGGAUACGAGAGCCACGAAGACAAACCGCCACCCUCUCCUGCAGGUACCCUCGAGGAGAGCGAAAAGGGAAAGCUUCUUGCCAACCUUCGUUUUUUGCUGUCCUUUGUCCUCGACACUCUCCGCGUGCCUCCUCAGAACGUGUUUUUCUCUGCUAACAAAUUGGCCGCUGGGCCGGUCAUCGAGCUCUGCAGUUUUGCUGACCUUCUUUUCAAUGGAACAAAUUCCUUCGGAGGAUUAAUUCUCAUUGAACCGCUGCUGGUCCCAGACCUCGGCGGACGCAGUGGAGGUAAUUCGAUCGAUCGUUCGCUCCAGUCUACUCGACUUUCUUUGCCAGUUAAAUUAUCUUUGGGUUCGGACAAAGGUGAUAAGGAAAGAGGACCACCACCGUUUGUGGCUGAGAGCUUCACACUCAGUGCUCAAACAGAGACCAGCAGCGGGAUGCCCUCUCCAGCGGCAUCUAGUGUUGCAAGUGGCCCCGCUCCCUUGCCAGCAACACGUGGGAAAGGAUAUGUCAAGGAAACAGGUGCCACAACGGCAGCUGACACCAGUUCAUCACAACGGGAACAGCCAGAAGGGGUAGACGGCCGCCGUCAAAGGGGCAAGUCGCCAACACGGGGUAGCGACGGUUUCAGCCAGGUGCGUCGGACCCAAUUCCCAGAGCAGGAAGAAGACUCUAGGUCCCUCCGACGAGCAAGCUGCAGUGACAGCAGCAUGAGCACACUGAGCCACAAAGCGGGACGGCUAGCCAGAGCAGAAGGUGGGAGGACUUGUGCUGGUGCCCCUUCGGUUUGUAGCAGCGAUGUAGAGGCUGCACAGACACACAAGAACGCUGGAGAGAAUUGUGGAGACGAGGUUGUGGCACUCAUUAUCGGUUCUGGCGACAGAUUGGGGGCACCUAGAACCGAACAGACUGCUUCAGGGAUCCGAAAGUCAGGUCAUAAAUUACAGUCAGGUCGACCCGUCGAGCACGUACACUCUCCGUUCGAUCCUGACGUUCGUCUCAAGUCAGGGACUGCCUCUACUGCAUCCUUUUCACAGUGCGACUCUUGUUCAGAAUCCACUCCAGUUCUUGAUGGAGGCUGUAAAAGUGACAGCAGGUCCGUUUCUUUUGAAAAACAGAAAGUUGAGAAAAGGUCGUCGGCAAACAUUGACACCUACUGUCCGCUCAGUACUGAACCACGGAUGCAGUCAGAUGUACAGAAUGAAUCUUCACUGCCGAGAACAUGGGAGAGCCAAUAUGACGCGCUGAUUAACAAGGACCAGAACGCUUCCGAAAAUCAACGGUGCAACAUAUCUUUGCGAUUUGGCGAAUCUCGAAACGAUCGACGUACCACUGAGGAGCACGAAGUUUCUCGCCACUCUGUCAGGGGGGACAGUGCGGUGUCGAAGGGUCCAACGAUGCUGACAAAUGAGCAGUUAGGGAGUGGGGACCAGGCACCACCAAAAGGAAAGGAUGGUGCAGUGCCUGCUCACGAAAUGCCGGCCACUGGCAGCAAUGAUCACAAAGCCGGUCAUCCUGCAGCGGUUUACCGAGGGCGUCAGCCGGCAACGGGAAGUAGCACCUCUUCGCAGAGGUCCUUCGUCGGUGAGGAUAUUGUCACAGACGCAGAAUCUGAUGUCACUGCCAGUCAUCGACCGAAUAGUGAUUCUCAUGUCUCUUCAGAGGAUACCCUGACUGAUUCAGAGACGGACAUUAGUCAGGAUGAGAAGGAACAAGAUGAUGAAACGUUUAUUUCGCUCGUUCGAAGUAUUGGUAACUCGUGGGUAGCUCCUAGUGAUAGUUUGGGGGACAGAGGACAGGAUGUGCCUUUUUUCAGCCAAGUGAAGCAAUUCCUUUCAAGCAGCUUCGCAGGUGAUGUGACGGAACCCGAGGAAGGAGGACGCGUGGCAGCUAUCGCACAGGCAGCCCGGGAAGGAAGCAAACGCCUGCGUCUUGAGAGAGACAAGAAACGUGCUCAGGGGCUACCAGCUGCGUUUGGCAUGAAGAAAGCUGCUGCACAUAUUCGUGAAGUCUCGUGUCCUCUGUUGUUCAUGAGGCGCGAGUUGUCGCUGCAUAUAAAGCCCUCCAGGACUCGUAGACGGGAGGCCGAUAUGUCCGAUGCAUCAUUUGUUCUAGCAAGUGAAGGAGAAGUCUCUACACCGGAUACUGCUUUUACCGACGUUACGAGUCAGUCACGGUCCGAAACCGAAGAGGAUGAGUACGUUUUCUCUAAAGAUAUAUCGAGUGUUGACAGUGAUAGUUCUCUUGACAGUACAGCAGAGGAGGUAUCAGGCCAGCCGCUGAACAGUGGAACCCAGGUUAUGCCGACGCAUGUUUUCGGGGGGGAACAUCUCUCUCAUAAAAUGCAACAGACUGAUGGCUUGCGGGGGCAAACGAUGAUGGAAAACCUUCUGUCCGCUCGCCAGACCCAGAAGCACCAGGAGAAUAGAGAACGGCUCAGACAGAGACGUGAGGAGCGCAAGCAAGAGAGAGAAGCACGGAGGAAAACACGAGAGCGUGCAGCGGCCUACGUGGAAUCCCUGAGUGCUCGAGAUAGGAAGGCACUAAAGCAGGAGGAGGCGAGUGGCGAACGGGUUAUUAAAUUGCUAUCAGACUGGGCACGAUCAGCAGACAAAGAAACGGCAGUGUUCAGUUUCUACGACACGAGUUUUUACAAGGCGUUGAGCAGGUUCAUUAACGAACCGCCGAGACAAAAUUCCCGGCGUGGUCAGGUGUCCAUGAACACCAGGCGGAGUAGCCUCACUCAUGAAUCUGCGGCAGAGUUGUUCGCCAAACGAGCGCAGCAGCAUUUGACGGAAAGGCGGCGGGGUUCGGGGGGUCAUCGGGGAAGUUCCGGACAGCGUCCUGACAUGCUGGAAGGAAUCUGUAUCCCACUUCGUAUGUUCGAAGUGCCACCCGCAUACCGGCAGAGAGACGAUGUGCGCAAGAACUCCCACGAUAGCACGGACUCUGCGCAGGGAGAUUCCUGGAUAUACAAGGCAAUAUCUACUUAUACUUCCUACUUUGAUUUGCUCGGAUCAAACUCGGGGAGAGAGUGAUCGAGUUAACUUUAGCGGAAAUGUCAAAGGAACGUCGUCCGAUGGAUGUGGUGGUUGCGUAUGAGGACAGCGUUUGGCAAACGGAUAGCCUUAAUAUCAGAACUGGUCUUGCAAAGGACCUUCUUAAGGCAGAAGAUGUAUUCUGCCCUGUUGCGGUACACUGCCGCGUACAAGAAACAUUCUUUCGUCAUAGUGGGUCCUGACAUCGGGCAUAUAUACGGUCACUUCUGCAGGGCUGUAGAAAUCUGUCAGCAUUGUACUGGAGACAUGAUGUAUGAUGUGGCCGAGUCGCGUGGGUAUGUAUCUGGUAAAGCUGCGACAGUGUACUGUGCAGUCGGUUGCGUGGACAGGAAGAACACUCCCGUUUAAAACCUUUGAGAAAUGUUGACUCCAUGGGUCUUUGCUUCCGUGGUACGUUCAUGCAAGAUCCCAGUUGUUGUCUGAAGUGAGGCGCCAUAAGUGUGUUAGAACAAAGCAGAUCGCAACGUACAUCGGUAAUCGUACCGUAGCCGUCGUAUGCUGCUGGCACGGGCUGCAACUGUUAGAGACUGGGCGUGGCAGCAGGGAUUUGCAAAGGAAACGCAGUAGUCAAAAAAGUCAGUUAUUUCAGCCAAAAAGGUACAUUUAAGUCUGCGUACUUUUCAUUUGUGAAGUGAACAACAUGAUUAUCUUUCGGCCACAUCACGCAGUGUGGCGCUGCCAUUGCUUGUGGGGUUUGCCUUUGUUUUGUGCAAGGCUUGCGAGCUAGCAAAAGUAGUCAACGCACAAACCACACGCAACUCGAGACCACUGUUACACGCGUCUCGGUCAACUCAUACGUAUAAUUGUAUGCAUACACUGACGCAGAGGUGUCUACCGCGAUAGCUGCACGAAUUUGCAGGUACUGCUGUAGAGCAGCGGAGUAGCCAUGACCAUGUUGCGGGCACUGCACCUUACAGGGGGAAGCAUUUCUGUCGCUGCUAGCGACUUCAUGUAUUCAGACGAUAGUAAUGCAGCGUUAAAACUGUUCCACUACAUGAACAGGUGCUGCUGGGUGGAUCUGGACUGCUUGGUACGCGGGUUUACCACACGUGCGUGAAGUUCGUCACCUAUCCGCAGUGAAGCCUACUGUCCAGCGGUUUCUUAUUCAGACUGCCACGAAGUUAGCAUUCUGCCAAAAACCUUCCACUGGCGCCGGCGCAGUACCAUAAAACGUGACAGCAGACAGGUACAUGCUUUUAAGCUUUGACCGUGGUCAACGUAUGCACUGUCUGCGGCCGUCCUAAACACGUACGAUGCAAACGUGUAGGGCAACCAAGUGCAGAUCGACUGUCGCGUAUUCCCUUCGGCAAUGGUUACAUCAGCUCGCCACUGUUAGUUUCUUCGGGUAAGUUGAUGCGCAGACUCUGUACACGGGGAAAAACCAAACUGCUGUCCACGUCUCAAUGACUGCUCUAUAAACAUGCAGUCCGCGUCAGGUGGCACUUCCCGCUAAUUAUCAGAAACCGGUUUCAUUGAUAUUUCUUUGGAGGCGAUAACAUACAUAGCAUACGUCUCUCCUCUCUACCGAAGAGCAACUUCCAUACUGUUAGCUCUCUUUCUGCUACGAAAAUAUUACAAGAGUUGCCUCGCCGGUGUCGUCAAAAAAGUCGUCAGAGAAUUUUACUCGCAUCUUGCUCACGACACUAGUUGCCUUUUUCUUUCAGAAGACGCCGUCGUAUGAUGUAAACCAAUCAUAGUCGUAUUCCGCAGCCAGUGGAUACCCUUUGAUUGCGCCACGCCAUCUCUACGGGGUCGGUAGGCUGGUCUCUUGAGCGGCCACACAUUUGACAGCGGUUCACAAGACAGGGCACCUCCGGUGCAUGCAUUGACUCCUUGAAUAUCAAAUUCAUCAUACCAUUGAUGAUUUGUGAGUUGCUGACUUCAGCAUAGGCAAUGCUGCUAAAGCUGCCAUGCAUGUCCUCGUGAGAGUGGCCGAACAUCUCAGUAGUUCUUGUUCUUGGACCUGCUGUCAAGCGCCGCUCGUUUCAGUGACGUGCUGGAAACAUCAACAUGGCUGCAACAAGACACCGAACAAGCACGUACGGUAAGUGAGCAUCAUGGGGCAUUGAUAAUUGCACUGAAAGACUGACGGCUGUCAACGAAGGGGGCUUGCAUAUCGGGGCAAACUUUGGAAGUCUCUGCACUCUGCUAAGAGAGCUAACAGAUUUGACACUCGGUUGCAACUAUCUGAAGAUCCGGAUGAAGAUCGGCCAAGAAUUUAUUAUCGAUAAAAACACCAGUGCACUAGCGAAAACUGAAAGAACGAAGCGUGCCGCAACGAUACCUUGUUAUCGUACUGGUAUUCGAUAACAUCCGAAAGUCCACAGCUAUACGUCACUGUGCCGCGGAAUAAAACUUGACAGAAUAAUAACAGCAUAAUUCGUACUCUAUCUGAAGGUAAUAUUCCUACAAAAUCGAAGCCCUUACACACACAACAUACAAAUACUGAGGGAUGAACUGUGUCAAUUCGGAGCGUAGCAUCACUGAACGCGAUUCUCGCAUCGUUUAUUGAAUCUCAUGAACUCUCCGGCUCUUUUCUACAAACAACAAUGUUCCUCCGGGGGACUGUGUAUAGUCGUAUCAUUUAUAUAAAUAUAUAUGUAGUGAUGCGUCAUUACCGACGUCGUCGAUCUCAGCUUCGAUGGUACCGAAUAAACGACAGCCGGCAAGGUCUAAAUGUGCAGAUCUUUUUACCGCCCAUCCACAACGGAGUAAGGGUCCACGAGGAGCUAUUAUUUUAUUUCGACCGGUGGCUCGGACGACGGAUAUACCACCAUAUACUGCCCCAGUACUCUUCACGAAUGGUUUAGACACUCAAAAAGCUUCAUGAAAGACCGGACAGCGAUUUUCAUGUUCCUCUUCUCUUCUUACCUAUGGCAAGAAUACCGGCAACAGCCGCUGCAACACCAAGGACACACGAUAUCAGCUCUUCGAACAUAAUGACGACGGUUGCUCCUGCUGGUACACCUGAAAUUUCCGUCCGAUAAACCCGUUCCACGUCUCUUUCUAAGACGCGGUCGAUUAAGAAGAAAAACCACGAGAAAAACCAGUAUCGGAAGGGCUUCCGAAAACAAGGGACAUUAACGCUAAGAAAAAACAACGCGUAUUAUAGGGGGUGACCACAGAAGUGGAACUUGUGGUAACAAACUCAUACGCAGUAAUUGACAGAAAUGCCACCAUUCACACAGUUUCUCGACCUGUUCAGAAAUGCGAUAAAUAACUUCAUACAAUUUAAGUGAACGUAAAGGAAGUCUUCGGUCUCGUUUAUUCAUCAUACGUUUAAUGUCCUGACUAGCGAAGAAUAUUUUCCCCUCCUCAAUGUAGCCACAACACUAGUGGAUCGGACCGGCUGGUCCCUCAUCCGCGUGCUGACGGAAGACAACAGACAGAGAAACGUCGCUGGCAAGUCUGGCAGAGUGCGGGGAGCAAGUCACCCUGACCCUCAGCUUUUGGCAUACCAUUUACACGUUUUCUGCAUGUCUCGGAUAUCCCCUUCCCCCUAGUACACCGAUUGGUCUACCGAUGGGCGUACGGCACUGUCCGCGACUUUAAAAGAAAAGUAAAAAGAUCUG
This is a messenger RNA of Toxoplasma gondii ME49, 7941 nucleotides long. RefSeq lists its product as hypothetical. The transcript is spliced from 6 exons. The record is from RefSeq and is a predicted model, not a curated record. NCBI's taxonomy places the organism in Eukaryota, Apicomplexa, Conoidasida, Eucoccidiorida, Sarcocystidae. The coding region runs from base 413 to 4348 and encodes 1311 amino acids.